AUGUGCUUCACAACCUCAAGCACCUACAAAUGCUCCCACCCCAUAACACAAUCAUGGACACCCCCGGACGUCCACCAGUGCCCAGAAGCCAUGCAUAGCCGCCUGCUCAACAGCGACGGCACCGUCCAGCGCUGCGGAGGUGGCGCCGGCAACUACGUAAACGUCUUUAUAUACCGAGGCCUGUGCGACGCGUGCUGGUCGGUCGAGUGGCUGGUGGGUCACGGCUGGGGUUGCUGCCAGUGCAGCGAGGAGAUGGAGGAGGGCGUCUAG
Molecule: messenger RNA, 270 nt
Organism: Pyricularia grisea
Lineage: Eukaryota; Fungi; Ascomycota; Sordariomycetes; Magnaporthales; Pyriculariaceae
Exons: 1
Coding region: 1-270 (89 amino acids)
Source: RefSeq, a predicted model, not a curated record